GGCAAAGGUGUCGGAGGGGCUCGCAAGAAGCUGGACGCGGCAAUUUUGGAAGACCGGGACAAACCCUACGCUUGUGACAAUAGUUACAAACAAAAGCAUUCCCUGAAACCUCCCGACCGAGUCUGCGGGAAGCGCUACAAGAACCGCCCGGGACUGAGCUACCACUACGCUCACUCCCACCUGGCCGAGGAGGAGGGGGACGACAAGGACGACUCGCAGCCCCCCACGCCCGUUUCGCAGCGCUCAGAGGAGCAAAAAUCCAAGAAGGGCCCCGACGGCCUGGCACUGCCCAACAACUACUGCGACUUUUGCCUGGGGGACUCCAAAAUCAACAAGAAGACAGGGCAGCCCGAGGAGCUCGUGUCCUGCUCCGACUGCGGCCGCUCAGGCCACCCCUCCUGCCUGCAGUUCACCCCGGUGAUGAUGGCAGCUGUCAAAACGUACCGCUGGCAGUGCAUCGAGUGCAAGUGCUGCAACAUCUGCGGCACCUCCGAGAACGACGUGAGGGGGGUUUUGGGGGCAGAAAUGGGGGUUUUGGGGGGAGAAAAUG
Molecule: messenger RNA, 550 nt
Organism: Oxyura jamaicensis (ruddy duck)
Lineage: Eukaryota; Metazoa; Chordata; Aves; Anseriformes; Anatidae
Product: zinc finger protein ubi-d4
Exons: 5
Biological process (GO): nervous system development
Cellular component (GO): nBAF complex
Source: RefSeq, a predicted model, not a curated record